Messenger RNA from Ceratosolen solmsi marchali, 588 nucleotides. RefSeq lists its product as uncharacterized. The record is from RefSeq and is a predicted model, not a curated record. NCBI's taxonomy places the organism in Eukaryota, Metazoa, Arthropoda, Insecta, Hymenoptera, Agaonidae. The transcript is spliced from 7 exons. The coding region runs from base 31 to 588 and encodes 185 amino acids.
GACGAAGUCGGUUGAUCUUUAAUCCCGACCAUGAAGGAUGUGAAACCAACCGACAAACUUGACGGUACACUACGUAUUCAUCGUCGACGACCUGGUAGUUGUCAACCAAAGGAUAGCCUCGGCCUUUCCUGCAUAUUUCAAGAAAAUGAUCUAGAAAAAGAUCAGUCACUUUCUCGAAGGAAAACGUUGACAGUACCACAAGACAAUAUUGGAAUUUCAUGUUUACCAGCAAAGGAAUUUGAUUGUACUCGUAACACACCUUUGAACACUACCGAAUCCGAUGAUACGAAGAAAAUUGUACAAAAUACCGAUCAAAAGAAAAUAGAAACAGAGGAAUAUUUAACACGUUUACGUGGCGGUGCUGACUGGACUUGGAUGCUAAAUUCAGAAUUUGAUAACUUAAAUCCAAAUGAAAGAAAACAAAAACACGGGCGAAAUAAACAAUUGCAUAAUACGAUAAGUGAUAUUGGAAUAAGCAAUAUUCAAAGACCAAAGGGUGAUAAAUUGAAACCUCGUAAAUCGAUUUUACCAAAGGAUAACAUUGGCUCGUAUUGCAGACUCUUACCUAUGAAAACAUGGAAAAGAUAA